Aspergillus fijiensis CBS 313.89 is the source of this 2082-nucleotide messenger RNA. RefSeq names its product Zn(II)2Cys6 transcription factor. Gene Ontology annotation, biological process: regulation of DNA-templated transcription; DNA-templated transcription. The transcript has 6 exons. NCBI's taxonomy places the organism in Eukaryota, Fungi, Ascomycota, Eurotiomycetes, Eurotiales, Aspergillaceae. Gene Ontology annotation, molecular function: zinc ion binding; DNA binding; DNA-binding transcription factor activity, RNA polymerase II-specific. The record is from RefSeq and is a predicted model, not a curated record. Bases 1 to 2082 code for a protein of 693 amino acids.
AUGAGUGAAUUCGGCAGCCAACAUCGCCAGAUUGCUCCCGGACCUUCCCCUAGCAAGUCAGAGAAACCUCCGUCGCGGGAGAGCUCGCCCGACAGAACGUUUCCCACCCCAGGCGAUGGCUCAAAGAAACGAGUGUCAAUGGCAUGUCUGGCCUGCAAGAAGUCCAAACGCAAGUGCUCUGGAGUGCCGCCGUGUGAUAACUGCCGGGCCUUCAACCGACAGUGUAUUUUCGACGAGACCUUGGACCAGCGACGAAGAGUGGCCGCUAAGCGCACCGCCGAUGAGCUGAGCUACCAUCGGGACAUGUUGAAUGACCUGCUGAAGGUGAUGCGCGCCGAGGAUCACUCCUACGGGCUGCAGCUGCUGGAGAUCAUCCGGAAUGAUGCCUCGGCCGAGGAGAUCCGUGCGUUCAUUGACGAGAUCCUGGGCCAGGAUGGUGGAGACAGCAAGGUAGGGGAAGAGGCCGGGUGCAAGCUGGAGGAGGUCCGCCGCGUGAUUGACGUGGAAGGGGCCGGGCCUUCUUUUCGCCCCAAGGUGAUGGAUAUACAUUAUCUUUGUGACGAGGUGCCGUACCGCGUCCCCGCCAGACCAUGGACAACAGUGACUGAGGAUGCAGACCUCGUCUCACAUUUGGUGUCCUUGUAUUUCACCUGGGACUAUCCAUUUCAUGCCUUCCUCGACCGCGAUGUCUUCCUCGAGCAUAUGCGACGGGCCAAUCCCCAGUCGGAGUUCUGCAGCCCAUUCCUGGUGAACGCUCUGCUCACGAAUGCAUGUCACUUUUCGGACUACUCCGAGGCAUACGUCGAUCCGGGGGAUGUUGUGACCAAGGGAGUCGAUUUCCUGGCAGAAGCGGAACGUUUGAGGGAGGAAGAACCUGUGAAGUUGAGCCUGGCUUACUUGCAAGGCACACUUUUGCUAUACGAGAGGUAUUCGAUGUCGGGCAAGGAUGACCUUGGGUAUCGCAUGCUCCACCAAGCCAUCCAGACCGGUCAUUCCCUAGGGUUAAUCGGACCGAGGAGCCCUAGUCUCAUCCCAGGGCAAUUACCCGGCGAUAUGGAGAUCUCGGUCAAGCGAUCAGCCUGGGGCCUAUUUCACAUUGAUACGGUUGUGCAUGCCGAGUUCUUACGUCCGAGCUUGAUAGACAAAGUCAACUUCCAGCGACCGGACCAACAUCAUCAAGAGGAUUCGAACCUGUGGGUGCCAUACCCUUCUCACCGACCCGCCCGGGCUUCCUAUCUGAGCCAGUAUUUCGAUCACUCGUGUGAUCUCUGCGAAAUCGCCAGAGACAUCUCUCAGACCCUUUUCUCGCUCGACGGGGGCGUGGUGUCUGUUGAGCACCAGCAUAGGACCAAAGAACGGCUCUUCGAAAGGCUUCGUGGUUGGUACGCAACGUUGCCGGACGUGUUUGAGCCAUGCCGUAGACCGCCCCCUUAUAUCAUAUUGCUGAGAAUGCGCUACCAUACCUUGGUCAUCGGUUUGUUCUCCCACAGCACCGGAGGGACUGAACGCAGUCCUGGAUCCGAAGCCCCCCAAACGCCGGAGAGUCCACCAGGCUGCAGUCCGCCCCUGAAAUACAGUGCCCCCAGUAUUGUGCAGUCUGCCGCACGUGCCAUAUCUGCGCUGACCCUCCUCCAUCGACGCGAAUACGGGGUCAGCCGCGCGCAUCACUUUGCUUUGUACGCGAUCAAUCUGGCCCUGUUCACGUUGCUCGACCCCGAGUCCUUUGAUAUCCUUGACCAGGACUUUCUCUCCUUAGCCAGCUCCUUCUCUAGCAUUGCUAGUCGCUCCCCGUUGGGUCAAAGUCUGUUCCACAUGUUCCGUCAGAUGGUACGCGCCCGGGGCCAAGGCCAGCACCUGCGGGGAUCGAAUCUCGUUUCGGAUGAGCUUAAGGCGCUGUUCGACGAAGAGUCCACGUCGCCCUCCCGGUGGGAUGAAAACGCCAAGGGACUGGAUAAGCUUGGGACGGAUGAACGCUAUGGUGGGCUUAUAGAGGGGGAACCCAGUCUUUUUGAGAUGCUGGACCGGUAUGAAAGCUUGAGCCUGGGCAAAGAUGAUAUUGCUUCCGGGCGGAUACGGAGAUGA